CAGACAGACAGGACAGAGGCAGACAGGACAGAGGCAGACAGACAGACAGACAGGACAGAGGCAGACAGACAGACAGACAGGCAGACAGGAUGAAGGUGUAUUUCUGCGGCAGUAUCCGUGGCGGCAGAGAUGACGUGUCUCUGUACCGGAAGAUCGUCAACAAACUUCAGACGUUUGGAACCGUGCUGACCGAGCACGUGAGCGACGAACAGCUGAGUGACAGAGGAGAGGCGUCGACAGCAGCAGCAGACAGACAGAUCCAUGACAGAGACGUGGAUUGGCUGCGACAGUCAGAUGUGGUUGUUGCCGAGGUAACGCAGCCGUCUCUGGGUGUCGGCUACGAGCUGGGCCGAGCCGUCGACAUGAAGAAGAAAAUCUUCUGUUUGUUCAGACCAUCGUCAGGACGCAGUCUCUCUGCAAUGAUUCGUGGUGCUGAUGACGGGGAACUGUUCGUGGUUCGAGAUUACAGCGAAGACGAGGUGGAGAACGUACUGCAGGAGUUCUUUGACAACCUGAAGACAACCUAAAGACAACCUGAAGACAACCUAAAGACAACCUGAAGACAACCUUAAGACAACCU
Larimichthys crocea (large yellow croaker) is the source of this 580-nucleotide messenger RNA. It is a transcript of the gene dnph1, whose product is annotated as 2'-deoxynucleoside 5'-phosphate N-hydrolase 1. Gene Ontology annotation, biological process: deoxyribonucleoside monophosphate catabolic process. The record is from RefSeq and is a predicted model, not a curated record. Lineage: Eukaryota; Metazoa; Chordata; Actinopteri; Sciaenidae. Gene Ontology annotation, molecular function: 5-hydroxymethyl-dUMP N-hydrolase activity. Bases 90 to 527 code for a protein of 145 amino acids. The transcript has 4 exons. Gene Ontology annotation, cellular component: nucleus.